CAUAUUUUCACACAUAGGAUCACACAAACCACAUAAACAAGGAGCUGACACAGGAUGACUCCGCCGCUCCCACACCGGCGAACAAAGCGUGACCAUGGGCUGCUGUAUGUUCUCGUUUUGGCUUCACUGUUGAUGCUUGCCCUAGCUCAGGUGCCCGAUGGAAAUGUAGAGUACGAUCCACGAGGUCCAAGAGCAGCCACAACACAGGCGCCUGCUGACACAGGAACUCCAUCGUGGUGGCGUGCGGGCUACGAGGGUGACGGUACGACACACGAACAGAUUGGACAGCUGCACUGGCCACCCGUCGCUUACACAAAGUUCGAGGGGGAUCCCAUCUACUCGCGGGAUCUUUCCUCGCCAACCGAAUCUGUGAAUUUCAUUUACAACUUUACGCACAGUCUCUUCAAACUGGUGUUCACCGACGAUCCGGUGCUGCCACAAAAAUACAUUAAGGUUAUGGGCGAUGAUGUGGUGGCUCUGGGCCCUAAGGUGGAGCAAAACGAUUGGUCCGACCUAUUGGCCCGCUACUGGCUGCUGCUUUUCUUCGUGAUAUUCCUUAUAACCGGCAUCAUACUUAUUCCAUGUAUUGGUGUUUGCUAUUGCUGCCUCUGCUGCUGUCGUCGUUGCAAGCAGGGAUGUCCGACGUGCACCACCGGAGUGGACUUUCGGCGGCGCAUGUGUUGCGGCACAUGCCUAGCGAUCCUCGUCGCUGGCCUAUGCUUUGGUACCUAUGUUGCGUUUGUGUCGAACAAGUUUCUGAAUCGUGGAUUUCAUGACUCUACAAUGACAAUGAAGCGCGGCAGCGAGGACACUUGCGUUUUCUUAAAGGAUGUGGCCGAUCACAUUACACAUCUUUUUGUGAAAAACUUUAUGGAACUGGAGACGCACGUUCUCGAUGUAUUGGAAAACGCGGAUAAGCACAUUUUUCUGGAUCUCGCAGACACAUCUGAUAGUAAUGCAUUGGCUGAAUUGGAGCGCAUAUUGGACAACAUGCCAAAAGCAUUAUUCAUCAUGCGUAAUGUGGAUUUUAACGAGAAGGAAUUACGCUUCUGUGGCUCACAAUAUCGUUAUGUUCUUCGUGGUUUAAAGCGGGAUGUUGAACAUGCAUGCUCCACCUUAAUUCAAAGACGAGAUGUCUUUUUGUACCAUCGUUAUGGGCAUAUUACACGUUUGCCUUAUUCGAGAUGUCUGUACUAUGAUCAGGUUCCCAAUACGACAUUUUAUGUAGAAGCCAUUGAAAAGAUUAUUAAGGGAAAAUAUUUUGAAAUACCAAAGAGGGGCAUUGCGCGCCUCAAGCUGGUUAGUGACAAAAUCCGUAGACAAAUGGAACUUAUCAUUCCGCCAUUGCGGCGAGAUAUUGGCAGGGGACGUGGCGUUCUAUUUAAAUAUGCCUCAAAAAUACGCAACAUAGUUGAUGCUGUGAUCAGUGAUAUUCAUUUAAAUACGAUGCGCACGACAAAGACAUACGACGAUGUGUACGAAAAGUUUGGCCAAGAUCGUGAACAAAUUUACGAAUUUACAUGCGUUUUACUGUUCAUAUUAAUCAUAGUGCUAAUUUCGGGACUCUUAUGCGGCUGCCUUGGGCCAGGUCGAACGACAGCGGGUGCAUUUGGAUUUUGCAGCAAGGGUACAGGCGCCUCCUGUUUGCUCAUGGCCAUGAUUAUCAUAUUUUGUAUUUACUCCUUUAUCACAUUGAUUGCAUUAUUUUACUUGCUACUUGGUCUGGUGACUUAUGAGGGUGCCUGCGCACCGUCUAGCGAGGGCGACAAGAAUACACUCUUUCGUCAUCUUGACUCGUUGAUCGAUCUAAAUUUGUUUUCCCCGCUCACUGAUGAAACCGUUGCGCCACCCAUGCGUAUGUCGUAUGCCAUUAGGCACUGCCAGGCAAAUGAAUCCAUUUUUCAGCUGCUGCGUUCGAAUGAUCUUUUCAAUAUUGACGAUUUGACACGCCUGCAGAUGUCACUCGAUGAUCCCAGAGAAACGAAAGAGUUUACCGACGAUCUGUCCAUGAUUUACCUCUUGACUGAUGAAGAAAAAACGCUGCUUAGGGAAGUGAGCGAUGGCAAUCUAUCGACCUAUCACUCCAGUUCUUACCUGACACAUUUGUGCACUAAAUUUGUGACGCCGCACACUUUGGUGCCCAAGAUAUCGGAGGGUCUUCGCAAAAUCGCUGAAGAAGUUCUCAUAAGUAAAUUAAAUUAUUGGACAUACCAUGGCAGUAGACCGCCCUACUAUAAAGGCUGGAAAACUUUGCAUUAUUACUACUGGAAUGCCCAUGUGGCCUUGCAUAAUGCCCGUAUUGAUGCCGAGGCCAUACAUAACACAUUUGACGACAGGUGCUCGGCGCUAGUGAAGAAGAUACAGCGUGACAUACCGAAGGUCGAUCAACUGAUAUUGUAUGAAAACUUGGAUUUUGGCGAUUCGAUAGACACAUUGCUCGAUGCGGUACUGAGAGCGGAGAAGUUUAUUCAAGAGCGUGGCAAGGAGUACAUAAACAAUUUAUCCCAGAAUCUAACCGAUGCCAUCAACAAAGAGAUAAGGGAAUAUCUUGAUAUGAUAAUUAAUGAAGCCAAUGUACAUGUCGGCCAUUGUCAGCCACUCGCUUACAUUUAUUAUCGAGGAGUUAGUUUCGUUUGCGAGCGUCUUGUUAAUCCACUCAAUAAUGCCUGGGUGGGCAUGCUGCUAUGCUCCUUGCUCUUCCUGCCCAUACUGUACAUAUGCCAUCGAUUGAUGUGCUUGUACCUGAAAAUACAUCCCACGGCGACCGUUGAAGAUGGUGGCCACAAAUGUCCCAUUUGCAUGGUGCGAGGACCUUCGUAUACCCCACGGCCGCCAGGUACUGAUUUCCCCGUGGGCUUUCCACAUCCACCAAGGCAUUUGCAGCAGCAGCAGCAGCAGCAGCAGGCAGCGCAGACGCAGCUGCAUGUGGAGAAGAAGAGUAAGCGAAAGAGAGAGUAGCAAGCAACGGCAGUGACUGU
Messenger RNA from Drosophila guanche, 2978 nucleotides. Its product is annotated as prominin-like protein. The record is from RefSeq and is a predicted model, not a curated record. Lineage: Eukaryota; Metazoa; Arthropoda; Insecta; Diptera; Drosophilidae. Gene Ontology annotation, cellular component: membrane. Bases 55 to 2958 code for a protein of 967 amino acids. The transcript is spliced from 10 exons.